Molecule: messenger RNA, 1455 nt
Organism: Electrophorus electricus (electric eel)
Lineage: Eukaryota; Metazoa; Chordata; Actinopteri; Gymnotiformes; Gymnotidae
Biological process (GO): negative regulation of receptor recycling; positive regulation of T cell receptor signaling pathway
Cellular component (GO): T cell receptor complex
Source: RefSeq, a predicted model, not a curated record
UACAAGACAGUAAAAAUAGAUGCAGAUAUGGUGCACCCCAUGGAGAAUGCACACAGACACAACUAAAGCUUCCUCACAAACGGCCAGGUUAGCAGCAGACCAUCAGCAAUGGUAGAACAUUGCCACGGCCCAUUCAUAGGAUUGUCACUGACAUCGCUAGCAUUGCUUAUAUCUAUGUGUUUAAAUAUCCUUCUGUAUUUGCUGAGAAGAAGAGAGAGACAAAACAAAGCUGUGGAAGAGCCAGUUUUCCAAGAUUUCUGUCUAAGUGACAGGUAUGAGAAUGAGGAAGAAGAGUUAAAUCAAGACAAUCCUAUUUAUGGGAACAUCCAUGUAGAUGGAGCAGGACCUUUGAGGAUGGUUGCAGAUGUCUGCUAUGAACGUAUGACAAAGCAAUGCAUGAGACAAGAUGAGAAGGCUGAGCUAACAGACAUCUCAUAUGCCUCUCUGGACUUAAGUGUCAAUCAGAAGCAGAAGAAAAAGAGGAAGUACCCGCAGAAACAGAACUUAACACAUCAGGCCCAGACACAUUCUCAACCCAUAGCCCAGCAAAGCAGCCUGGAGAUGGGCACGGACACCGAGGCAACCCUCCCUUCACGCACGGCCAGCCUAAUGGCAUCCCGCCACAGCAUCUACCUCAACAGCCAUCAGGUAGCCCUGGAAACAGAAGAUCGAGAACGACAGAGGGAACGAAUGAGAGAAAGAAAACACAAUCGCGUGAGAGGGAUGGAGGCAAUGAAUUUGCCUUACGACUUUGAGCUUGGCUUUGGCCAAUCGGAUCCAAGCCAUGAACAAGACAGCUAAAGACAAAAAUAAGCGUAAAAGUGAAAAUCUGUCCUAUUUUUGGAUGUCGGAGGUGAGUGAAAAUAUUAUGCAAAAAUAAUUUGAAUAAGCCAUUAAUUUCUUUUAUUAUUUAAACAUUUAAAGUGAUCGAAACAAGUAAAUACAAAUAGCACAGCAUACAAUUCAUAUAUAAAUUAAGUGAAUGGGUUUCUGCAGCUCCUUUGUGUCUCUGCCAUCAGCUUUUUGUGAUCUCGAAAAAGAGCUUGCACAAUAUUAUGCACUAAAUGGCAAUAAGAGGAUAUUGCAUAAGCUUGUUGUCCGCCUUGAUUAUACCGUGGAAAUCACCUUGAAAUGCAUAUUUUCCAUAAACAAAUUGGUCCCUGUAAUAAUAAGGGUUGCACACAGUCAUUAUUAAAUGAACAAAGUGUAUUGACAUGUUUGUGAGUGGGCCUAUGAAAAUAUAUACAUCAUUCCAAGGCUAUAUUUGAACACGUGCUGGUGGAACUGGUAAAGUCUGAUGUUAAAAGAGAAUUUGUGAAUGGGUUCAAGACAGUGCAGAGUACAGAUUAAGUUUGAAAUAGUCUACUUUUAUAUUUAAUUUACUACAUAGUUUUCAAUCAUGUCAUUCUAAUGCAUAUUUGAAAUUCAUAUGUUUGUUAUAUUUAAAAAUAAAUG